AAGAUGGCGGCGGGGCCGGGGAAGCACAAGCUGCUGAGCGCCGGCCCCACCGAGCCCUGGUCCAUCCGCGAGAAGCUCUGCCUGGCCUCCUCCGUCAUGCGCAGCGGCGACCAGAACUGGGUCUCAGUCAGCAGAGCCAUCAAGCCUUUUGCAGAGCCAGGACGCCCACCUGACUGGUUUUCCCAAAAGCACUGUGCAUCUCAGUACUCAGAGCUUUUGGAGACCACGGAGACCCCUAAAAGAAAACGUGGUGAGAAGGGAGAAGUUGUGGAAACCGUGGAAGAUGUUAUUGUGCGGAAACUGACUGCAGAGAGGGUUGAGGAGUUGAAGAAAAUCAUUAAAGAAACACAGGAAAAAUACAGGCAACUCAAGAAGGAUGCCGAGCUGAUCCAGGCUGGACACAUGGAUAACAGACUGGAGGAGCUGUGCAAUGAGAUUAUGAUAAAGAAAAAAAUGGAAGAGGAGGAGGCAGAAGUCAAAAGGAAGGCUACAGAUGCUGCUUAUCAGGCUCGCCAGGCCAUUAAAAACCCACCUCGAAGACUCACGGGGGUGAUGGUUCGUUCUCCUGCUGGCUCCACCUCCCCGGGUGGGGAUUAUUCCCUCGGAGAUCUGUCCCAGCCUGCUGGGGAUGAGGCCAGUCCAGGGGUUGGUGAAAAUGAAAUGGCAGUGGCUUCUGGUCAUAUGAACAGCUCUGGAGUGCUGCUGGAGGUGGGAAGUGUCCUUCCAGUGCUGCACAGUGGGGAAAUGCAGUCAGCACCUGGUGCUGUCCCUGCAUCUCCAGCUGCUUCAGGUGCUCCUACGCUUUCCCGGCUUUUAGAAGCUGGCCCUGCACAGUUCACCUCACCUCUUGCUUCCUUCUCCGCUGUUGCCAGCGAGCCUCCAGCUAAGCUCCUGCCACCCCCAGUAGAGCCUGUGUCCCAGGCCACUAUUGUCAUGAUGCCCACGCUGUCAGCACCAGCCGUUGUGCCACCAGCUGCAGCUGCAGAAAGUGUAGCCACAGUGAGCCAGCCAGAAGCCUGUGUUUCCAUGGAGGCAGUGUCUGAUGCCCAUACUGUGACAGUGUCCAUGGACAGCAGUGAAAUAUCAAUGAUCAUUGAUUCCAUCAAGAAAGAGUGCCUGGCUUCUGGGGCUGGCAGCACUGCAGGAUCUUCCAAAGAUCACUGCAUGGAUGGGAAAGAAGAUCUGGAUUUGGCUGAAAAAAUGGAUAUUGCAGUGUCCUAUACGGGGGAAGAGCUGGACUUUGACACGGUUGGAAAUAUUAUAGCCAUCAUUGAGGACAAGGUAGAUGACCACCCUGAAGUCCUGGAUGCAGCAGUUGUUGAAGCUGCUCUGUCUUCUUUCUGUGAAGAUACCGAUGACCCUCAGACCCUUCCUGGCCCAUGGGAACAUUCAAUUCGUCAGGAGCAUGAGAAACAGGUCCAGAUGCCACAAGUGUCUGUGACUGUGAAACAGGAGAGACUGGAGUGUGAGGAGCCAGAGGCAAAAGGAAUUCGAGACCUAAUAGGCAUCAGUGAGCUGGGGUCAGAAAUAAAGACUGAACUUGCAGAGCAGGACCAGAGUCAGCUGGGCCCUGAAGAAACCAUACCAGCAGCUGCAAGAGUGACAGAAACACCAGAGCUUAGAAACCAAGAGAUAGAAGAAGAUCAAAGAGCAGCUGUAACAUCAGGAGAGACUUCUGAAAUCAAGAUAGAGUCUUCCCAGGGAGAAGUUGCAGUGCUCAAUCCAGUGAAGACAGAGACCCCACCUGAUGAUGAUUCAUCCCCUCCACAAGUCCCAAAUGUGAGUGAAGACUCCUCACAGGCUGAUGUUCAGCACAAAUUUGAGCUGUCAGAGUCAAUGAAGGAGGAGGCCCAAGCCCUGUUUAGGAGUCAGAUGAAGGAUGGGCAGGGUGAGGAGGACGAUGAGGACGGUGCCAGCGAGGCUGCCAGUUUGGAGGAGCCCAAAGAAGAAGACCAGGGUGAGGGGUAUCUCUCAGAGAUGGAUAACGAGCCCCCCGUGAGCGAGAGCGACGACGGCUUCAGCGUCCACAACGCGCCCUUGCAGUCCCACACGCUCGCAGACUCCAUCCCCAGCAGCCCGGCCUCCUCUCAGUUCUCAGUGUGCAGUGAGGACCAGGAAGCCAUACAGGCUCAGAAGAUCUGGAAGAAAGCCAUCAUGCUGGUUUGGAGAGCAGCAGCUAAUCACAGGUAUGCCAAUGUCUUCUUACAGCCUGUAACUGAUGACAUAGCACCAGGCUACCACAGCAUCGUGCAGAGGCCAAUGGAUUUAUCUACCAUCAAAAAGAACAUUGAGAACGGGCUGAUCCGAACCACAGCCGAGUUCCAGCGGGAUAUUAUGCUGAUGUUUCAGAAUGCAGUGAUGUACAACAGCUCUGACCAUGAUGUGUACCACAUGGCUGUGGAGAUGCAGAGAGAUGUCCUGGAGCAGAUCCAGCAAUUUCUGGCCACACAGCUGAUGAUGCAAACAUCAGAGUCAGGGAUCAGUGCAAAGAGCCUGCGGGGGCGAGACUCCACUCGCAAGCAGGAUGCUUCGGAGAAGGACAGUGUCCCAAUGGGCUCUCCUGCCUUCCUUCUCUCUCUCUUUAUGGGCCAUGCCUGUAAGUCUGAGAUGGACUCUCCCAGCAAGUCAGAGAACAGUGAUUUCCAGUCUCUUUCCAACUGGGAAUUGAAUCCUGACUGGGAUUCAAGCUCGGAUGUGGAUGUGAGGAGCUGGAGAAAUACUGAAGAGGUGACCAUGGGGAAGCUAGAGGGGAGCAACCAAGAGGAAGAGACAGACCAUGAGAUGGAGCCGAGUGAGCCUCUGUGGAUGGAUGAUAGUGAAGAUGACCAUGAGACAGAGAAGCCAUGUGAAAGCGACGGUCUUUUCCAGUCCCUCUUGGAGGUAACCCAGAUGUUGGAAUCUUUCUGCAUUAGCAGCACAGAGUCAUCACAGACUCCAUUGGAUUGCUGUGGCUUGGAAAAGCAGAGUGAUGGGGAACAAGUGGGGUGCCAGGAAAAGACCACAGGAACAGCAGUCUUGGGAGCAGAGGAAAGUCAACUGCACAUCCUGGCAAAAAAUGAGAAAGAACACUUUCUGGGAAGAGAGGGCAAGACUCAAGAGACACCUGAAGAACCACCUUUAGAUGAGCUGCACCCACCAGACAUGAGUGCUCUGGCCCUGGAUCAAGGUGACAGUGACAGCACCUCUGCAUCCCUAGUGCUGGACUCCACAGGCUCUCCCAACAUGCACCCGCUGCAGCCAAGCUGGAAUAACCCCCUCCAGCACCUGAUCCUCAAAAAAAAGCUCCUGUCCAUCUGGAGGAUGAUAGCCAGCCACAGGUUCAGCAGCCCAUUCCUGAAGCCAGUGUCAGAGAAACAAGCCCCUGGAUACAAGGAUGUGGUAAAGAGACCCAUGGAUUUAAGCAGCAUAAAGAGGAGGCUGUCAAAAGGACACAUUCAGUCCGUGAUGCAGUUCCAGUGUGACCUGAUGCUCAUGUUCCAGAACGCCGUGAUGUACAACAGCUCUGACCACCACGUGUUCCACGUCGCUGUGGAGAUGCAGCGAGAGGUCUUGGAGCAGCUGCAGGUCUUGGCUGAAGCCAUCCUGUUGUCCAGGGACAGGUUGGAGUGAGGCAGGAGGUAACCAGCCCUGCCUGAGGCCUCUCUCAGCUGGAACAGUGUUGUAUCUAGGCCAUCUCUUAAGCUCAGGGGAUGUGCUGCUGUGGCCUUGGGUAGACCUCAUUAUCCCCAGUGCUGGCUGCUGGGUUGAUGGGUUGAUU
Messenger RNA from Cinclus cinclus, 3757 nucleotides. RefSeq names its product bromodomain containing 8 (gene BRD8). The transcript has 26 exons. The record is from RefSeq and is a predicted model, not a curated record. Bases 4 to 3609 code for a protein of 1201 amino acids. Gene Ontology annotation, molecular function: protein binding. Lineage: Eukaryota; Metazoa; Chordata; Aves; Passeriformes; Cinclidae. Gene Ontology annotation, cellular component: NuA4 histone acetyltransferase complex.